Molecule: messenger RNA, 390 nt
Organism: Conger conger (European conger)
Lineage: Eukaryota; Metazoa; Chordata; Actinopteri; Anguilliformes; Congridae
Product: SAFB-like transcription modulator
Exons: 2
Coding region: 1-390 (129 amino acids)
Source: RefSeq, a predicted model, not a curated record
AUGGCAAUGUCGUCUAUGUACGCCAUCACUUUUAGCCGUUCCCCCCUAGCUCCAGGUGAUACAGGCAGCCGGGGGAGGUCCAGCUUCAGCGGUCGAGACGGGGGCCGGCCCCUGGUGAUAGGGGAACAGCAUUUCAGCACGGGCUGGCAGGUGGUGGUGGAGCGGCACAGCAGGGACACGGGCCCCCGCAAGGACUGGCAUGGCCCGGGGUCCCAGGGCGGGGACUACAGCGACAGCCGCAGGCUCGGAGAGUGCAGGGGCAGCAUGAUGGAUCAGCACUCCAGCCAUUCCUCGUCUGGGAUAAACCGCAUAGUGCAGAUCACCAACAGCUCCCUCUCAGGAGGCAGCGGAGGAUUCAAGCCCUUCAAGGGGGCCCCAAGGAGGUUCUAG